This is a messenger RNA of Indicator indicator, 1446 nucleotides long. RefSeq names its product proline rich 11 (gene PRR11). NCBI's taxonomy places the organism in Eukaryota, Metazoa, Chordata, Aves, Piciformes, Indicatoridae. The record is from RefSeq and is a predicted model, not a curated record. The coding region runs from base 1 to 1446 and encodes 481 amino acids. Gene Ontology annotation, cellular component: cytoplasm; nucleus. The transcript is spliced from 11 exons.
AUGGUGGGGCGGGUCUCCUCAGCGCGCCCCAGGACGGGGCGUAGCGGCGCUCGGUCCGCUCACGUCGACCUCAGGCCCCAGUCCUUCCAGCGGCCAAUCAGUGGGCAGCUAGCACGGGCAGCGGGGGCGGAGACGGAAGAGACCGACACUCCCAUUGGCUGCUCGCGGUGCGGAGAUCGGUUUGAAUCGGCGGCGCCGGGCGGGAGCUCAGGUGGGGGGACGGUGUGUGAAAAACUGCCCGCUCCUCAGUGUGGGCUCCCCAGAAAGCGGGCUGGCCCACGCAGGAGCUGGGAGGCUGUAGGGCCGCGGUGGGGAUCGCGCUGUUGCACUGAUGGGUGGUUGGUCACGGAACCGGCUGAGCGGGCAAUGGUAAAGUAUAAGAAACACAGACGAAAACGGAGAGCCCGAACAAAAUUUCUGCUAGGAAAAAAAGGAGAUGCUGCAAACCCUCAGGUUGCAGGCUCUGCUUGUCCUUCUCCACGGUUAGCAGGUGACCUUCCUCCGAACACAUCAUCUGUUCCAAGCCAUCUCUCCUCACUCUGGUCAUUAGCUUUGCUCAGUGUAAAAAAUGUGAUAAAACCCUUUACAACAACAGCCUCAUUUUUGUAUUGUUGGUGCCAGAACACGGUUGCACAGAGUUUUAAGGUGGUGAAAGACACUAUAUUUCCGUCACAACUCUACUUAAGGGAGCUAAAUACAUUCAGAGAGCAGCUGGAAAAGUUGGAAGCAGAAUUUUCCAAACUACAAGGAACACUCCAGAUGAAUGGAAUUGCAGCCUUGUCUUCAGAAAAUUCUCUUUGUCAAAAGUGUAACAAGCCAGCUCUGGGUGCUCCUGUACAAAUGCAGAUGGGCCUGCCGUCAGCAGUACCCAAGCCUUCCGCAAUACAGCUGCAGCCACUAUCUGCACCCCCUCCACCUCUUCCUCCUCCACCUCCACCACCACUGCCUCCACCACCACUGCCUCCAGCACCUCUCCUCCUCAACCGGGGCAACAGCUCUAAAGCACUUCUGGCACCAUCACUGAAAAAAGAUGGGCCAAUGCAGAUCACUGUCAAAGACCUCCUGAAUGUCAAACUGAAGAAGAGAGACAGCAACCUGAGAAUGGACAGGGCAGAAUCACCAGUGAGGACACGCAGGACACUAAUUACAGUCUCAGAUUUGCAGAGUGUUAGUCUGAGAUCCAAAUCCAAACCACCACCUCACAUUGCCAACUCCUUAAUUACCCCUCCUAAAAAUCAGUUAGAUCUUCGGAAACAUCUGAAGAAAGUCAAUAUACAAAGAAGUCCUGGUGGCACUCCUCUAAAUAGUAAAGAAAACAUUGAAUGUGGGUCCGGGUUGACACCAAUAAUGACACAAGCACUGCGGCGCAAAUUUCAGAUGGCUCACCCAAAGAGUCCCUCACCUGCCCGGUUAAGCACUGCAAACAGCUUUGAUGAACAAAAGUAG